Molecule: messenger RNA, 2109 nt
Organism: Rhinichthys klamathensis goyatoka
Lineage: Eukaryota; Metazoa; Chordata; Actinopteri; Cypriniformes; Leuciscidae
Exons: 9
Coding region: 102-1832 (576 amino acids)
Biological process (GO): intrinsic apoptotic signaling pathway in response to endoplasmic reticulum stress; regulation of apoptotic process; IRE1-mediated unfolded protein response
Cellular component (GO): IRE1-TRAF2-ASK1 complex
Molecular function (GO): protein serine/threonine kinase activity; ATP binding; RNA endonuclease activity
Source: RefSeq, a predicted model, not a curated record
UAUUUAUUUAAAUUAUUAAGAAUAAAGAAUAAUAUAAAAAGCAGCAUGUUAAUGUUGAUGUUUUGUCUUUUUGGCUAGUUUAAAGGGACUGAAGAAAAACAAUGGAACAUCAGUAUGCUGAGUUUGUGGACACGCACUAUGAAGCUCUCAUUCAAAGAGGUACAUCUGUGAUGACCAUCGCUGAUAAGCUGUAUGAAAACAGAAAGCUUACCUGGAGUCAGUAUUCAAAAAUCACAAACUCAACUAAAAGGACCCAAAGUACAGAGCUUUCAAAAGCUGUGAAAUCUGGAGGAUCUGCAGUAAAAUCUGCUUUUUAUGAAAUACUGCAAGAAAUAGAGCCUGAUGUCAUUCAAGAACUUGAAGGUUCAUCCUUACAGACGGCCGAUGACAAGCGGGUAACUGAGUGUCACCAUCAAAAAGUAGCAACAGAAAAUGUGCAAGAUAAGACAGACAAACUAGAUGAUGAUAUCAUCAGGUGCAACCCAUCCUCAAUAAAACACAGAAGUAAAAUAGAGGAGCUCCAGAAAGAUCCCUCCAAGAAAAAAGUCAGUAACAUCUUCUUUUCUAGAAGUAAUAAUUACAUUAUUGGCUCUGGAGGAAGUGGCACAGUAUAUCUCGGCCUGAAGGAAGAUGGCACUGAGGUGGCCAUUAAACGAAUAACCAAGGAUCCACUGAAUAGCAAAGACUUUGAAAAUGAACUGAAGCAUCUACGAGAUUUAAAGCUUGAGAGCAAGAACAUCGUCAGGUAUGUGGACUUAGCAGAGGAUGAAGAUUUUUAUUAUCUUGCGCUACAGCUUUGUGAAUAUGAUAUGGAGGACUACAUGGAAAAUCUUCGUCUGCAGGAGCAAAAGGACAAAGACAACGCUUUGAGGAAAAUAGUGAAGGAGAUGCUUCUUGGCCUUCAAGUUCUUCACCGCGCUGGAGUGAUACACCGCGACAUAAAGCCUAGAAAUGUUUUGAUAGAUUCAGGAAAAAAUGCCAGGCUGGCCGACUUCGGCUUGAGUCGCAAACUGGAGGAGGGCAGAAGCACAGUUCAUACUGUUAGAGCUGGUACUCAAGGCUGGGAGGCAACGGAGAUCCUGAAUCAGUCUGAAAAGAGUGGUUAUAAAAAGAGCUCAGAUAUCCAGGUUGCUGGGAUGUUGGUGUACUACAUCCUCUCUGACGGAAAACAUCCUUUUGGGGACAUGGAUCGUGAGGUGAACAUCAAGAAUGGGAACUACUCUCUUGAACAUGUACAAGAUAUAGUAGCCAAGGAUCUCAUUGAAUGGAUGAUCAACAAAGAACCAGCAGAGAGACUGACUGUUGAUGAGGUCCUACGACACCCUUUUUUCUGGGAUGAUCACAGGAAAGAUGCAGUCCUCAGGAAGCUGGGUGAUAGGCCUGAAAUCCAGAACUACGAGUAUUUAGCAAAACUUCGCAAUCUCUACAUAGAAAAGGAGCACACAGAGGAAACAGACCCAACAGCAACACUGACCAUCUAUGAGGCCUUCAGUGAACUUAAAAUCGAGAAUGAAAAGAAGAGAAGGGACAUCCUUGCUAUAGUGGGUGAGGAUUUAAAAAACCUUUGGAAGCUCUUCAAAACUGCAAAGGAGGCCACAGAGGGAAAAACCUUUUCUAAUUGGAAAUUGCAGCUUUCAGAAAUAUGGCCAGACAUCAACAAGAAGCUUCCGGAGGACGUACUUGGCCUGCUGCGUGUUUUGCGCAACAAACUGGUGCAUGGGAAUGUCAGAAAUGAAUUUGAAGAGAACAACAUUUUUGGUCUUUUCCCGGACUUCUUCAUCAGUUUACAUAGAGUGGCUAAAGAAUUAGACUGGGAUUAUUGGAGAAGCUGAGAGGACAUUACAUGGCGAAAGCGUUUGCAGUUUUCACAUUCAGCACAGAGGGCAGUCAUUGUUCUCAAACUUGUUACAUAACUUCAUUUCAAUUGGGUUUUGUAGUUCAGAUAGAUUCACAGAUUAAAGGUUAAAAAGGCUGUGAUUAUAUUUUCUCUUUUAAUUACAAAGUUUUCAGGGUCUACUCAAAUAAGGUUUUGUUUGAACCAACUAAAAUUGCAGCAGAAAGUUGGUGGAUGUAUAUUAGUAACAAAAACAUGUUUGUUUGAAUUUUGCU